Messenger RNA from Aureococcus anophagefferens, 288 nucleotides. RefSeq lists its product as hypothetical. NCBI's taxonomy places the organism in Eukaryota, Pelagophyceae, Pelagomonadales, Pelagomonadaceae. The annotation marks the transcript as partial. The transcript has a single exon. The record is from RefSeq and is a predicted model, not a curated record.
GCGACGCUCGUCGACGAGUACCUGCGCCUCACGAAAAAAGCGCUGCCGGCGCUCGCCAAGGCCCACAAGUGGCCCAUCCGCUUCGACCACUGCUUCAUGCGCGUCAUGCUCGACAACAGCUUCGGCUGCGUCUGGUACGAGAAGCUCGACCGGAAGAAGGGCAGCGCCAUCUCCCAGAUCGACGCGGACGCGCUCAAGCGCGCCGUCGGCUUCGGCAGGCGCAUGGAGGCCGAGGGCCUCGGCGCGGUCCAGGUCCUCGACAACGUGUCCCUCCGGCUCCGCGGCAAG